AUGGAAGUUGAGGCCCUUCGUCUUAUCCGCCAAAAAACGGCUCUACCUGUUCCAGAAGUUUGGGCCUGGGGGGUAGCUGAUAUAAGUCCCCUCAAUCUAGGGCCGUUUAUUCUGAUGACUUUCAUCGAGGGUGUAUGUCUCAAAGACGUUCUGAUUGAAAGUGGUUCGCAGGUGCUGAAGAGACAUCUUCCCGACGAUACAAUCGAAUUGAUCUAUAGGCAGAUGGCCAAUAUCAUGCUGCAACUAUUCAAAAUAGACUUCUAUCGGAUUGGUAGCUUGCCUACAACAACCACCAAUUUUGCUGUACCCACACGUCCGCUCACAUGGAAAGCUCAUGAUAUUUUACAAACAGGAGGGAUAAACACUUUUGACAAUCAAAACCAGAAACUUUCUACAACUCGACAAUACUUUCACUAUGUUCUCGGGCAAGACUGGCAACAGCUCCAAAAUCAACUGAAUUCAGUUGCUGGAGAGACAAAUGCUCGACUUUGA
Penicillium vulpinum is the source of this 492-nucleotide messenger RNA. RefSeq lists its product as uncharacterized. NCBI's taxonomy places the organism in Eukaryota, Fungi, Ascomycota, Eurotiomycetes, Eurotiales, Aspergillaceae. Bases 1 to 492 code for a protein of 163 amino acids. The transcript is spliced from 2 exons. The record is from RefSeq and is a predicted model, not a curated record.